AUGCUCCGCGACGAGCUUCUCCGGUCUAAGAACGAUGAGAUCGCAAACUGUUUGUUGUCGCGCAAGCGAAAACUGACCGAGUUGUAUUAUGCGACCGUGGGGUUUGAGGGCGCGACCGCCGACUCUCUGUAUCAGCAGAAAGAACAGGCCUUUCUCGACGCCAACGACCUCGCCAGAGGUCGUUACUUCGACGAGAUCACCCUUCCAUCACCCACUCAUGCGCAACAACGUUCUCCGACCAGAAAAAAUGUCGCAGUAGCUACCUUAACAGACGCCAAAACAUCAGAAGCAGCUGGCAUCACGCCCCCGCCUACGGUCGAUGGUCACGCCCCUUCGCUGCCGACCAAACCCAGUCCGCAAGCUGCGCCCAUCGCGACCCAGCCAGGAGCCGCAAUACCGACUGUCACUUCGACCGUGAAGCAUGCAACUGGCCCGAACCAGUCUUCUGUGCCAGCCACGAGCCCAGGCCGGCUCCAGGGGGUCGCUGUUCCAUCCUCGGCCGCCCCAUUCCACCAUAUUAGUAGGAACCAGAACGGAAGCGCGUCUGUAUCUGAGACCCCUCUGAGUUCCCAAGAGCACGAUGGAGUGGAGGUCAAGCCUUCUACUAUUGCAGCGGUACCAGCUGCGACAAGCACGACGACCUCUCUGGAAAUCCCUCCCCAUACACUCCCCCGAAAGAAAUCCGACUCUCGACCUUCUCUCACUCUAGGCCCGUCACACCUAGAACAACCUCUCUCACCCGCCUCCUCCAUCGAUCCCUUUUCAAAUAAUACUCCUGCUCCCGUCGAUGCUUCGCCUGAUACUAGUCCCGGUGAGGAAUUGACAGAUGCUGGCAGACCGAGUCCCAAACACAUUCGAUCUAUGAAGCCUCGUCCAGGUCUCGUGCCGUCCACCCCAGACGAGCAGUUGCGAUUGGAAGAAGCACAGUCGAUGCAGAAUAAUACUGUGGAUGGCGUGCCUCCGACAAAUGAGGUGAUUCAAGAGAGUGUGGACUCGACAAUUGACCAGGAUCCAAUGGAAGUCGAACAGGACCCUCUGGUCCAAUCUCCCGAGACGAAGCUUCCCGCAAAAACGGCCGUAGCUCGGACAGAGACGUUAUCACCGACGGAGCGUUUACCGGAAGGAACUCAGCCUUCUGCGGAGGAGGGUAUCGUCGCCAAACCUCCAAUAUCAAUACCUCCCAUCCAAACAGAUGUCUCCCAGCCUCGUAUGACGACUCGCGUUUCAUCAGGCGCGAUUAGACACAAGUCUGUGUCUGAAAUUCUUGGAGAAACACCAAGAACAGCAACCCAUGACCGAGGUCAUGGCACUGAGCCUGAUACUCCUGACAGUGUCGCCCGCAUGCGAUUCAAAGAUCGCAAGGACCGCGAGAAGGAAAGAUCCAGAGUAUCGACUGUUGUUUUUCCCAAACAGCCUUCUUCCUUGCAAGACAAGAGCGACACAUCGGACCUCGAUAACCGGGAUUCCGGGGAUGCGGUUGCGAAAUUGCAUGAGGAGCAGGACUACCUUUUCACCCUGUUUUUGAAUAGGGCUUAUGCACCUCCACGGGGAACCAACCUCAACACCCUUCUCGCGUCCGCCCACAAGACCUUGAGUACAUCGAACCAUCUUCUUGAAUACCAAGAGCAGAUGGAUUGUCGGACUCUUCGACGUAUCUAUGCCCUUCAGAAUGCGAAUCGGUGGCCCUUGCGGCAGAUGAAACGGUCUGCCGAGCCCCCCCGCUCGUCUAGUCAUUUGGAUGUCCUCUUGGACCACAUGAAAUGGAUGCGCACAGAUUUUCGGGAAGAGCGUAAAUGGAAACUGGCCGCCGCCAAAAGUUGCGCCGACUGGUGUGCAGAGUAUGUCAACAGUGACGAAGAACAUCGGGCACUCCUACGCGUGACGGCGAGGAUUCCUUCCCCCACCACGACGCAGGACACUUCUAAAAUGGAGGUGGCAUCUCCGGAAGAUACAGGAGAUGAAACCCUCGCUGCUUCUCACCCAACACCCGAUUUGGUCCCAUCUGCCGAGGAGGAAUCGGUCAGUGAUGGGUUCAACGAGGAGCCCCGACAUGAUAUAUGCGACACAGUUGCGCCUGCGGCCAUAUUCUCUCUUGGCUCCGACGAAUUUAACUUCUCGAUUGAUAUGACCCCUGCUGCCGUGAAGUUGUUGGAUGAGUUGCCGCUUUAUGAGCCAGUUCGUCUUGCCCAAGAAACUCGCCUCCCCGCAUUCAAAGAUCUCCCUGAUUCUGCCUGGAAAACAGAGCUCCUUCCUGUCUCCAAAUUUGCCUCAUCCAAAAUCACCUUUAACGAGGAAGAUGAACGUCCUCGAAAGCGUACCAGGUACGAUUACUCUCAAUAUGGGUCCGACUCGGAUCACCGGAUCGCGGACAUUCCACCAGAGCAGACCAACGUUGCCCUGUUCCGACCAGAGAACAAGCAUAUUCGAGACCGAAUUCACCCAGGUCAUUCUUUCCGGCCUCCCACUGAGCACCCCAUGCCAUCGGUUGGGUUUUUCGAAUCCCGGCAGUCGUCGCAGUGGACAAUGUCGGAGGAUGACGAACUUCGCCGCUUGGUUAAAGAGUAUUCCUAUAACUGGUCUCUCAUCUCAGGUUGUUUGACCUCGCCAUCAUUGUUUACAUCUGGAGCUGAACGACGGACUCCUUGGGAGUGCUUUGAACGCUGGGUGGGAUUGGAAGGCUUGCCUGCGGACAUGUCCAAGACUCAGUACUUCCGAGCUUAUCAUCAAAGGCUUGAAACUGCGCAACGUACCGUUCUUGCCCAACAACAAGCUGCUCAGCAGCAGCAGCAGCAGCAACAGCAGCAACAGCAGCAACAAGCAAACAAUGGCCAAGCCCAGCAGCAGCCGAUUCGUCGCCGGACAACCCAGCCUCUGCGUGUGGAUAGGCGCCGAUCUUCAAGACACCUUGCUCUACUUGAUGCUAUGCGGAAGUUGGCGAAGAAGCGGGAGACAAUGUUGCAGAAGCAGCAACAUGCUUCCCAUCUUGCUUCCCUCAGGAAAGUGAACGAGGCUAAUCAGCCUAAGCCUCCAAUUUCGUCGCCUGCUGAAUUCAGCCGUCUUAAGUACGACCGGGAAAUGAAACUUCAAGAGCGUCAAGAGCAGUACCGGCAGCAGAUGAUCGCCCAACAGAGAGCGAGUCUCGCAGCCCAGCGUGCUGGCCAGCUUCCUAACCAUCCACAGCAGCAACAGAUGAUGAAUGCUCAAGGACGGAACCCUAACAGUAUUCCUCCGAAUUCGACCAACCCUAAUAUGCCGAAUGGUACACCGAAUGGAGUUCCUGCUGGCAUGGCUCCCAAUGUUGGUGUCAACCAAGCUCGUGCUCAGCCAAUGCAGGGCCUGCCUGCAGGUUCUGCACCUGUCAAUGGUCAAAUGCCAGCCAAUGCCAUGGCGGUGAAGAUGAUGCCUCAAGGUCAAAUGCAACAGAACGUGGGCGUUCGCCCUGGGAUGCCAAUGCAGGCGUCUCCUGACAAUGCCCGAGUUAUUCGAGAGGCAAACCGGUUGCAAGAACAACAGCGCCUGCUUCAAUCCCGUCAGCAGCAACAGCAGGUUCCUCCCCAGCAAGGCCAGCCCCAGCAACCCCCGCAACAGUUCCACAAUCAGCAGUUUGCUACACAAGGAUCUCACUCGCCAAACAUGAAUUUGCCAAAUGUUAACGGUGCCCCGAACAAUCCUGCUAUGAUGGCUGCUCUCCAGGCCCAGGGAGGAAUGCAGAGCCCAUCGUUCCAUGGAAACACACCACAAGGGGUUUCAACGCCAUCGCCUCGUAUGGGUCAGCCCAAUCCCCUCUCCGGUGGGGUUGUUCCCACAAUAAGCACCUUCCAAAGCCAGAUCCAGCGAGCGAACCCAAACUUGCCUGCUGAACAAGUGAACAAGCUGGCUACUGACCGCUUAAAUCAGUACCAGCAGCAACGCAUGUCUCAGCAAGCUGCUAUCAAUGCAGCCGCAGGUGGUAUGAACAAUGUUAAUAACGUUCAAGCCAACUUCCAGGUUCCGCAUGACGGAAACUUCCAGACUCCACCGCAACCUGGCAUUCCCAAUGCUGGCCCAGCCAUGCAAGUUCCUCAGAAUCAAGGCUUUUCCCCGAUGAUGCGAGUGCCCCAGGCCAAUCAACAAAACCGGGUAAAUGUUACCAGCUCGCCGGCAAUCAAUGGUGCUGUUCCCCAGGCUAGCCGGAGCGCAACACCUCAGACCCAGCGCAGCGGUAGCUCUCAGGCUGGUGCGGUGCAAGGCUCUAGCAAGAGUCCACACCCUCCGCCUGCCCAAACAGCGAGCAGUUAG
Molecule: messenger RNA, 4278 nt
Organism: Penicillium macrosclerotiorum
Lineage: Eukaryota; Fungi; Ascomycota; Eurotiomycetes; Eurotiales; Aspergillaceae
Gene: eaf1
Product: MYB and HSA domain protein
Exons: 3
Coding region: 1-4278 (1425 amino acids)
Source: RefSeq, a predicted model, not a curated record